Molecule: messenger RNA, 3525 nt
Organism: Anopheles marshallii
Lineage: Eukaryota; Metazoa; Arthropoda; Insecta; Diptera; Culicidae
Gene: HDAC4
Product: histone deacetylase 4
Exons: 12
Coding region: 1-3525 (1174 amino acids)
Biological process (GO): negative regulation of transcription by RNA polymerase II; chromatin organization
Cellular component (GO): histone deacetylase complex
Molecular function (GO): histone deacetylase activity
Source: RefSeq, a predicted model, not a curated record
AUGGUCAUAACAUACCAUGCUUUUUUUUAUACAGAAAUGGCACGUGAUUCGACCAUGGGAAGAGACCGAGUACUAGUCGUACCGAACACCGGUAUCGCUCUCAACAGUAGCUCAUCGUCACAGAUAACGGCCCCGGCAGACAUCAGCCAGCAGAUUUUGGAGCUUCAAAAAGAGCAAGAGCUGGAGAAGCAAAAACUGUGGCAUGCGUUCCAGGAGAAGAAUAAGGAACUCGAGAUGCAGCAUAGGCAGCAGUUGGAGCACAAAUUUCAGGAGCUACGCGAUCAAAAGAUGGCGGAGGAAGCAGCCCAACAACGUGAACGGAGAGAACGCGAAGCAAUCAAGCGCAAAGAGAAACAUGAAUGUUGUGCAAACGCAAGCUCGGAGGUGAAACAAAAGUUACAAACUUUCUUAAUACAGAAAAAACAGGCCGCAGCAUCGAACGGAUUGUCUUCACCGUUGCCAUACAGAAAUUGGGGUGUCGUGAAAUCAUCAUCCGGUGAAUCGCUCCCUGGCGGUGCCGUUGCAGCGGCUGUUAGUUCCCAUCCUUACAAAAUCCCUCCACCGCCGAGUUCAAUCUCGAAGUACGAUCCAGAUUUUCCACUCCGCAAAACAGCAUCCGAACCAAACUUGCUGAAAAUUCGCCUCAAGCAGCGCGUGAUUGAGAAGCGUUCACUAAACGGGCCACUGGCCGCCCGUCGACAGGAGCGUUUGCGCCGACUCCAGAAGCAGCAGCACAACCAGGCGCUCGCGCAAACAAAUUGUGCGGCUGCAGCUAACGUCACCACAACCGAUUCGGGCCCGAACUCUCCACCAACGGUGGGCAGCCGUGCUUCACCCACCAAUGCACCGAUACAGGAGGAGAACGAAGAUCCUCAGUACGGUUCGGUUGCAUCCCGCGCCAGUAUCAACGAUCUGUCACUGUUCAGCUCACCGUCGAUGCCCAACAUUUCCCUUGGUCGGCCUCACCUUGGCUCGUCAGCCGCCACCGUUGCUCAUCUGACUAUCAACGCAGCCAGACCGAGACACCUCGGUAUAGGCACUAUCAGCGGCCAGGGUGCUAGCGUACCGUUCGUCAAUCCAAUGCUGGAUAUUACGGAACAGCAGUGCAACCAAAAUGUAGCAGCUGUCGCUGCAGCGGCUGCUGCAGCUGCAGCCGCAGCCGCCAGUGGUGUGGUGGGUUUGGACCGUGUACAUCUUACCGGUGCAUUACAUUCCGCCGUACCCGGUUCUUCGAACGUGUAUCAUCAUCAACCGUCGAUCACGGAUGCGCACGUAGCCCAAGCCCGAUUGCACAAACAGGGCCAUAGGCCGCUGGGACGCACGCAAUCGGCACCGUUACCGCUCGGACAUCCGAUGUUGGCCGGGGCGAACAGUGUAGCAGCAGCUGCCAUGAUGAACAUCAAUCAGACACACUUUGAGAACAGUGAGGCUGAACGUCAAGCGUAUGAGCAGCAUUUGUUGAUGAAACAAAAGAUCCGCCAGACGGCUCUUACGCGUGCCGCCAACUGCGUGAACCGAGAACCGCAACUGCGCGAAGAGGUAGAAUCGAACGAGGUGAUCGACCUAACAGACAAAAAGCAACCACCCAAAACGGUGCUGGCCAACAGCGUCAUAAAAAGCACCUCACAAUCGCACCUUCUACCCCAAACGCACGAUGAGCUCGGUAGUCAUACUGCGCAACAACAGCAAAAGCAUCUUUCUGAAUUAAUUCAUCAGCAACAACACUAUCACCGCGAGCGUGAAUUAUUUAUGCGGCGUUCGAUACAGCUGUCGGUGCUGGAAGAUCCCUACACGCAUCAUGCAUCUGGCGGCGUUGGUGGUGGUGGUGCUGCUGCUGCUGCAACAGCAGCGGCAAGCCUGCUUAGACCACUAUCGCGCACAUCCUCCAGCCCACUGGUACACCUGAGCUCGAUGGGGGGCGGAAGCAGUGGUCACCAGACGGCCCAGCAAAGCAUGUUUUCCGACACAGGCCAAUCGUCUGCCGGUGGUGACGACGAUUUACCGCCGCCGGUAAAUCUGACCGUGCAGAACCGCAGUCGAUCGUUGCUGAGCUACACGCACGAGGGUCUUGCUUCAGCGGCCGGCACCACGGCUGCCGUGGUUGGUUCAAUGACGGGUUCGUCUUCUACUUGCGGCAGUCCGCCAGGGAUGGCAUUGCAACUUACUACCUCCUCGUCCGCGUCGGCAAUUAUCGGGGCGAGUCGCGAGCAAAAGCUACGAACAACCACUACCGGGCUUGCCUUCGACAGCUUGAUGCUCAAGCACGUUUGUGCGUGCGGUGACAACGCGAACCAUCCGGAACAUAGUGGACGUUUGCAGAGCAUUUGGGCGCGGUUGCUCGGUACCGGGUUGGCGAUUCGCUGCGACAAGUUGCGUUCACGCAAAGCCACCCAAGAGGAGUUGCAAACGGUUCACACUGAAGGACAUGCGCUACUGUUCGGCACCAGUCAGCUUAACCGGCAGAAGGUGGAUACGAGUCGGGUAAGUUUCGUUCGGCUUGCUUGCGGUGGUGUUGGCGUCGACUUGGACACGACCUGGAACGAGCAUCAUACCGCGGCUGCCGCUCGUAUGGCGGCAGGGUGCGUCAUUGACCUAAGCUACAAGGUGGCACGGGGCGAAAACCGUAACGGAUUUGCCGUAGUACGACCACCGGGCCAUCAUGCCGAGGCGGACGCUGCGAUGGGUUUUUGCUUCUUCAAUUCGAUUGCGCUGGCCGCCCGAUUGUUGCGACACCGAAUGCCGCAUGAGAUGCGUCGUAUCCUGAUAGUCGACUGGGAUGUGCACCAUGGCAACGGUACGCAGCAGGCAUUCUAUGACGACGCAUCCGUACUCUACCUGUCGGUCCAUCGGCACGAUGACGGUAAUUUUUUUCCGGGUACGGGUGGACCAGCUGAGUGUGGCGUUGGCACCGGGCUUGGUUAUAAUGUGAAUGUGGCCUGGUCGGGCGGCGUUAAUCCACCGCUGGGAGAUGCAGAGUAUUUGGCGGCAUUUCGCACAGUCGUAAUGCCAAUAGCGCGUGAUUUUGCCCCGGACAUUGUGCUCGUUUCGGCUGGGUUUGAUGCUGCUGUAGGGCAUCCGGCACCACUCGGUGGAUAUGUCGUUUCACCUGCCUGCUUUGGCUAUCUAACGCGUGAGUUGAUGCAACUCGCCAACGGCAAGAUUGUACUAGCGCUGGAGGGAGGCUACGAUUUGCCGGCAAUUUGCGAUUCUGCGGAAGAGUGCGUAAGAGCACUGUUAGGUGAAAGUACCUCCUCAAUCGCACCGUCCGAAUUGGCACGGCCACCCUGUCAGGCGGCAAUCGAAACGCUGCAGAAGACGAUUGCCAUUCAGGUGUCACACUGGCCAUGCGUCAAGCGAUUUGCUCAUACUGUCGGACUAUCCGCGCUGCAGGCCCACAGCAGCGAAAGAGAGGAAUCGGACACUGUUACCGCGAUGGCGGGGCUCUCGAUGCAGUCCCUUAAGAGAACAUCUGAUGUGUCCUGCGAAGACUCCGAGGAACCGAUGGACCAAGAUGAGUCCAAAUAA